Rosa chinensis is the source of this 849-nucleotide messenger RNA. RefSeq names its product peptide methionine sulfoxide reductase B5. The coding region runs from base 42 to 707 and encodes 221 amino acids. The record is from RefSeq and is a predicted model, not a curated record. NCBI's taxonomy places the organism in Eukaryota, Viridiplantae, Streptophyta, Magnoliopsida, Rosales, Rosaceae. Gene Ontology annotation, biological process: response to oxidative stress; protein repair. Gene Ontology annotation, molecular function: peptide-methionine (R)-S-oxide reductase activity. The transcript is spliced from 3 exons.
GAAGAGGUCUAGUUUAUCUAAAGCCAUUUGUUUAUCUUAAAAUGGGCUUGCAGAUUCUGAGGUCUUCUUCACCCCUUUCUUCUUCUUCCAAGACCAUAAUCUUCAACCCCACGACCAAACCUACUCUAACAAACCUCCUCCUCCUCCGACCUUCAAACCCUACACCCACUACUUCUCUCUUCAAAACCCAUUUCACAACUUUCUCACCAAAACCCAUCACACCCGCCAUUGGGUUUGGCGGGUCUUUGCAAAACGCUAAGCGUAGCUUCCGUGGUGGAGUUGUUGUAGCUAUGGCUGCACCUGGCCCGGUUCAGAAAUCAGAGGAGGAGUGGAGAGCUGUCCUCUCUCCUGAACAGUUUCGGAUUCUGAGGCAAAAAGGCACCGAGUAUCCUGGCACCGGAGUAUAUGACAAGUUCUUUGAGGAGGGAGUCUAUACCUGUGCAGGAUGUGGGACUCCUCUCUACAAGUCGACAACCAAAUUUAACUCUGGUUGUGGUUGGCCAGCUUUCUACGAGGGUCUUCCUGGGGCCAUAAAUUCUGUUCCGGACCGUGAUGGGAUGAGGGUUGAAAUUACAUGUGCAGCUUGCGGUGGACACCUGGGUCAUGUAUUUAAAGGCGAAGGUUUCCGGACACCCACAGAUGAACGCCAUUGUGUGAACAGUAUUUCACUCAAGUUUAGUCCUGCCAAUUCUAAUCCUUCUGAGUGAAGGAGCCCUUUGUAUGGUUGCACUACAGUAUUCGUAAAUUCUGUUAAUAAGUCAGGUGGGCAUGAUGAACAUUGAUUCUACAACUUUUGUGGUAAUGCUGUCAUAUAGAGCAAUCUUAAUAUAAUUUUGUUGCACUUAAAUA